CAAAUUAUCAGCUCCUCAUUCCCUCGUUGAAUUCCUGUUUCACAAUAUUAAUUGUAGACAUCUCUGACUCGUGUCUCCUCGAGCGUAUAUUCAUAUAUUCAUAUAUUCUGUACAUUCAUGUUAUAAUCGUGCUUUAAAGAUCGCCUUAUCCUCGAGCAUUUAUCGCUCAUUCAUUCAGUCAAUAAUAAUUCAUCAUUUCGUCAACCAAUAAAGGCUAACCUUAACCUUCCUUACUCGGGGUGAAAUAUUCCGACUCACUAUGACCAACACUUCUUCAGUCAGAGAAUCGAGCACCGAAGCUCAAAGUUCUCUCCCAACAACAAGGCUUCUUCUUCCUUCGUUCAAUAUAUCUGAAAACGAUUUAAUUCAAGAGCCUCAUGUUUCUCUAUUUGCUAGAGCGAAAUCCCAUCUCAGUGAAGAGAUUACUCUCGUUCACGCCGAUAUUCCAAUAAUAGCAUGUGCUCUCGUGGCCGGCAUCUGCGACAGUAGUGCUUACAGUACUUGGUCUUGUUUUGUUUCUAUGCAAACUGGUAGGCAUUAUUGAUGAAAUCUACACGGUAUUCACCAUCGCUAACGCUUUACUUUCGAUUAGGAAAUACCAUCUUUCUGGCUCUUGGUGCCUCUGCGCAAACUACCACUCGUCCAUUCGGCUGGGUCAAAUCCAUAAUUUCGAUAUUCUUUUUCCUCUGCGGCUGUCUCUUCUUCGCCCAAACUCGACAUUUCGGUGCUGGAAAAAGUCGCGGAAUAUUAGCUAUCUCCUUCCUAUUUCAAGGAAUUUGCAUAAUAAUAGCCGCUCUGUUGGUACAAACAAAUGUGGUUCCAGAACCAAUCGCCUUGCUUGAUCUCGAGGAUAAAGUCAAUUUUGUCGAAUUAAUACCACUGGCAUUCCUGGCAUUUCAGUCUGGCGGUCAAAUUGUUACAUCAAGAAUUCUUGGCUUCAAUGAAGUACCUACAACGGUUUUGACCAGUGUCUACUGUGACCUUGCCUCGGAUCCAAAGUUACUUGCGUGGGACAACAUCAAGAGGAAUAGAAGAGCAGGAGCUGUUCUUGCUAUUCUUUCCGGUGGAAUUACAGGGGGUUGGAUAAGUCAAACUUCUGCUGGUUUACCCGCUGCCCUUUGGCUCGCUGCUUCUAUAAAAUUUAUGAUCUCUUUUAGUUGGGCAGUAUGGAAACCAAAGACAGUCGCUUUGGAAUGAGUGGUUGAAUGUGAAAAUCAUUGCAAGUUGGAAUGAUUGGGAUUAAUACAGUCAUCGAGUUUGGAUUCUACUGCUCAUUAGUACAAGAUGUUCAACUGUAAAGCACGAUCUACUUCAAUUAUCUGACAUAAUCUGGGGUACCCGGUCAGGUCAUUUUAUUUAUAUCGGUGUAGGCAAGAAACCCGGCCUUCGGAGUUCUACAUUUCUUGAACAACACCUGGGAAUUAUGGAAAGUUUUAGAUGGCAAUGGAGAGGAGUUUAGAAGUUUCAAUGGUUUCAUAAGAUUAUGGUUUUAAUGAUCAAGAAAAUGUAUCUGAUAACAAACAAUGUGUCUAUACCAUUCAUGUAGUAUACAUAAAUCUAUCAGCUUGAACGCAAGAC
Sclerotinia trifoliorum is the source of this 1578-nucleotide messenger RNA. The record is from the annotation of a GenBank genome assembly. Lineage: Eukaryota; Fungi; Ascomycota; Leotiomycetes; Helotiales; Sclerotiniaceae.